AUGGUAGAUGAGCAAGAUAAGCUACUGCCUAUUGCCAACGUGGGUAGAAUAAUGAAGCAAAUCCUGCCACCAAGUGCCAAGAUCUCCAAAGAAGCCAAACAAACAAUGCAAGAAUGUGCAACUGAGUUUAUAAGUUUUGUAACAAGUGAGGCAUCUGACAAGUGUCACAAGGAGAAUCGCAAGACAGUGAAUGGAGAUGACAUCUGUUGGGCUCUCAGUGCUCUAGGGUUUGAUAACUAUGCUGAGGCUAUAGCAAGGUACUUACAUAAAUAUAGGGAAGCUGAAAGAGAAAAAACUAACCAAAGCAACAAAGUCAGUAGCAGCCAAGACAAAGAUGAAGAAUCAAACCAUAAAAAGGAUCAGAAUGUUGAAAGCGGGCAGCAAAUUGAAACUUUAACUCCACUAGAGUCCAGGCUUCUUGAGAAAGAAAAAAAGGACUCUUCAUCUUUAGAAAGUUUCAAUUCAAGUUACUGAACUUUUUCCUACCGGCAAAAUAAGCAAUCUUUCUCAAAGAGGGAAAUGAAAAAAAGUAAGUAAAGAUCAAAGUUCAAGACCAAACAAGCAGUUCAAUUGUAUCAUCUCAGGUAAAUAAAGCCUUCAAAAACU
Molecule: messenger RNA, 606 nt
Organism: Pistacia vera
Lineage: Eukaryota; Viridiplantae; Streptophyta; Magnoliopsida; Sapindales; Anacardiaceae
Product: nuclear transcription factor Y subunit B-4-like
Exons: 2
Coding region: 1-474 (157 amino acids)
Biological process (GO): regulation of transcription by RNA polymerase II
Cellular component (GO): nucleus; CCAAT-binding factor complex
Molecular function (GO): RNA polymerase II cis-regulatory region sequence-specific DNA binding; protein heterodimerization activity; DNA-binding transcription activator activity, RNA polymerase II-specific
Source: RefSeq, a predicted model, not a curated record